GAAUGUACUCCGAAGUCUGUUCAACGAAAAUGAUAUUGGAUAUUCAAUCUGUAUUGUCCUUUGAAAGAGUUAACCUUGUGUAACCAGGUCUGUUACUUGGAGGGCUUUAAGAUGACAAAAGAAAAACCAGGUUUCCUAACUCCAAAAGCUAUAUCAAACAGAAUCAAAUCAAAGGGAUUGCAGAAACUGCGAUGGUACUGCCAAAUGUGUCAAAAACAGUGCAGAGAUGAAAAUGGUUAUAAAUGCCAUACGAUGUCUGAGUCUCAUCACAGGCAAAUGAAACUUUUUGCCGAAGACGGUGGAAAGUUCAUCAGUAGUUUCUCUUCCGAUUUUUUGAAAGGGUACCUCGACAUACUACGUCGGCAGUUUGGUGGGAAACGCGUGCAUUCUAAUGUCGUUUAUCAAGAAUAUAUCAAAGACAAAGAACAUAUACAUAUGAAUGCGACAAGAUGGCAUACACUUACAGGACUGUGUAUGUGGCUUGGAAAACAGGGAAUUUGUAAGGUAGAUGAAACUGAGAAAGGGUGGUUUAUCGAAUACAUCGAUCGCGACCCAGAAAAGUUGAAAAAACAAGAACAGAGUGAGCGUUUGGAAAAGACGGAAGAUGAAAUCAACAAACAGUUUCUAGAGCGUCAAAUAGAACACAAUAUCAACAAAGUUGAACAGACGGAAGGCCCCGUAUACACUCCUCUCAUCCGUAACAAUGAAGAUGAACCAAUUAAAUUGGAGAUUUCUUUGUCUCAAAAAAAGCCACCCGUCCAGGUGAUAAGCACAGAGCUUGCUCCUUCUCCAAGUUCUUCGGAAGAAAAACCUACUCAAAGUCUUAUGACAUUGGGUCCGAAAAAGGAAAGAACUGCAAAUCCACUCUUGAUUGCCGAGAAAAAAGCACGGGAAGAAAAAUCCAAAUCUAGUUCUGAAAAGAAACAAGACGCACGUACUACAGCAGUUUCUGGAGUUCGUCGACGUGCCUUGGAUGAAUUAAUGGAAAAAGAAGAGGCUUUUAAAGACAAGAGAAACCGAAGAGAUUACUGGAUGACGGAAGGUAUUGAAGUCAAGCUAAUCAAUCGCAAACUUCCUGAUGAUCUACGUUGGAGACAUGCCACAGUUUUGAAGAUGCUGGAUAAUUACACGGCUAUUGUACGGACAGUGGAAUGUCACACGAAGAUUAAAGUGGAUCAAAAUCACGUUCAAACAGUUAUUCCUGAACCAUCAUCAACAGUUCUUAUUGUUAAUGGUGCAUACCGAGGAGAGUACGCUACGUUAGAGCAAGUUUUUAAAGAAAAGAAUGUGUGUGAAAUAACAGUGAUGACCGUAAGUUUUCUUAUUAAUGCUUUUAAUGUUGCUUCGCGUUCUCUUUUGACUCUAUAACUAAAUCUUCAAAUGUUUGAAGAUUUUGUCUGGCAAACCUUUCGAUCAUUUUAAUUAAUUAUCGUAAUCUGAUUUCCAAUUACUGCUCUCUUACUUUACAUCAUUUAAUAGCAAUUACCCUGUAUUUUGCAUCUGAUUUCUCAAGUAUGUUUGAUUUUCAAUCCAAAAUUAUUGCUAGUUCAUGUUCCAUCUUUUUGUGUCUAAAUCAUAUAUUCCCACUUUUCAACUUUUAAUAGUGUUGUCUUUUAUAGACUGAAUGGUUUAAUCAUGAGACUUCCAUUGACUUUCUUUGAGAAAACAUUAGUACAGACUCCAAAAUGUAGGUAGUUGCUAGGAUUUCUCCGCGAAUGAGUAAUAUCCUGCUCUGCCAAUAUGGAACGUGAUUGGUUGUUGUAAGUGAUUUUGUUGUUCUUAUCUGGGCAUAUUAUUUUAUUGCAUUUAUAGCACAAAUACUUUGGUAACACUGGAUACCAGAAGAAUGAGUCACAAUAUCUAGACACGUUUUGUAAUUGUUUGGACCCUGUUACUGAAAAGAAACAAAAUACAUUUAGAAAGCAUUUAUCAAAUGAGAAAAAUAAUAACUUUAAGAUUAGAAGUCAGAUAAAAGAAAAUGGCAGGUAAAUAUGUUUACUUACAGUUACAGAACAAUUAAUAAUAACAUUCUAUCACAUACCAUAGUAACACGAUAACCUGUUAGCCACUUAUAACAAAUGUCUAGUAGUUGCUUUAUCGUUGAGGUCUUUCCUUAUGGUUAUGCUUUAAAAAAUAAUAAAAGCCUCAUAAUUAAAUCGAUAGUCUAGGAAAAAAACAACAUCAACUACAAAGCUUUAUUUAAAAAGUAACAUUUAUAUCGUUGUUUUUCCAAGCUUAGCCCAUUUGCAAAAUGAGCAAACUCUUACAUGUGUGCCAAUAGACCCUAGCGUACAACACAAUGCUUAAGUCAGUCCCUUAGUGAUCAAAUAACUCGUGUUUUAAGGUGUAGUUAUGUCAAACUCCGUCCCAUCAUUUCGGUUUGAGUAACCUGGUAAUACACUAGUCUAACAAAUUACAGCUUUACUCUUUUUUAGACCGCACUUCACGUAUGAGGGUUAUUGAUACUAAUUGGCGCCCCAAACCGAUGUAAAUGGAGCGAAAUCCCAACCCACAACACAUUGAUUGAAAGCUGAAUUUUUGACCAAUUAGCCACCACCUUGUACGUAACCAUGUUAUAUUAAUAUCCUCUAAAGCUGAUCACGUAGACCUCUUGGUAAAAUAGUUACAUUACCGACAAUUUUUGAAACUCGAAAUAACCAUUUCAUUUUUCCUCAAAGUAAUUCUCGUAAUCGUAUUGAUCUAUAUGUUAGAGUUUACAUUUAUAAAGACUCAGGUUCUUGGUCAUUUUCUUAAAACAUUGUACUCACUCAGACUAUGGGAGUCUAAAUAUCACGGACUGGUUGUAGUUAAAUAGACACUGAAAAGCAGUAAACCCUGGAUAUGUUUCAUCCUGGCAUGGUACUCCUCAGUAUUGCUCAUUCGAAAUUCUACCGUGGAUCCAACCUAGGACUCUGGUUUCGUCACAAGCCCCUAACCUUUAGAUCACCAAACCACCAUUUAACGGUUCCCAUUUUUUACUUGAAUCAGUUGGUGAUAUUGCCGAAACAUCUUCCAGUGCAAUUGGUGGGUAACUCUCGUGUAUUUAAUAAGGUUAUGGGUGCAUACUGCCGAUGAUACCAGGAAAGAAUGACUACCUAAUGCUUCCUGGUUUCCGAUGAUGGUCUAUGUUUAGUCUGGUGUAAACUAUUAAAUUCAACAACUUCCCAUACUGCUAAUAAUGGUGUUUUAGUGUCUUGUUCGUUUUUGGUGUAGAAUUAACGUCAAUAUAAUCUUAAGCUAUGUAAAAUGUUGCGUACGCCCAACCACCACCUACUUAUAAGCGAAAUGUUAACUGACGAAAUAGGUUGGAAGGUAUCUAUGGACCCUAAAACCAAUAUAGUAUCAACCUUAAUAGCACAGAUACAUUCGCUCUUUAUUUUCUUUCGGGUCUUGAGUCCCAGUAUUCCACCAUACAUACCUUUUCACUCUCUCUUCGAACCACAUUCCGAAUACUUAAUCUCCCGUUAUCAUUACGACUACAUUAUUUCGAAUCCUUUGCUAUUCAUCUUAUUAAUUGCAUGUUGUCAUGCCGAUAUAGUAAGAAAAAGUAAUGUGAUACACGUCUGUACAAGGUUCUGAAUUGGUUAUAACUAACUGACAAACUAUGUGAAGUGUAGAAAAGUCAUCACAAUAAUUUUAAUUUCAUCUGACUCUAUUUAUACGUUUGUAGGCUGAGAUAGUAGACAUUAUUAGUUAAUAAUUAUUAUUUCAGAAGAGUUUUUAUUCUGUUAUAUUCUUCCCAGUGCCUUGUUUUGACCGGCCUUCCUCAGAAGCGUAUAUGUUAAUCUUUGGUGCUUCUUGUUACUAUACACGUGUUCUCAGCUAUUCAUGUCAGAUUAAACUGAUUAGUUCUUUUUUGUUUUUGAAUCCUUCCGAAUUAAAAAUUCCAUUUCCGAAACUAGUGUGAUAUUUUCAUGAUUAUAUAGUGGGAAUUUGUCAGUCAAUCUAUAUUGAUCGACUUCGCCUUUUAUAGUAGUAAUAUAUUUUUUGGACUUGCGUGCUUUUAUUAAAAUCAUAGUGGUACAAAUAUAAGGGGUUCUAUGGCGUUUCCGUAGUUCGCUUUCCAUUUGGUCGGAAAAUCAACUUGCAGUUAUCGGUGAAAAUGAAUAUGUUGUUUCAACAUGCCUUACACGGCAAUUUAUAUCCUCAACACAGCAUAACGAGUAUGUUUCAAUGGAUUCCACAAAUUUUCUAUCAGUUAUGAUGUUUUACCAUUUCUUUUUUUAGGGUCUGUGUAUGGGUCGUCUGGUUAAGAACGUUUCUUUGGAUGAUAUUUGCAAAUUGUCAGAAGCAAGACAGGAACGGUAGAAUUGUUUUCAGUUGUCUUUAGUUAUAUAGGCUUCUGUUGUUCAUUUAUAAUGUACAGUACUUCCAAAUAACAAUCAGAUAUAUUUCUCAUGUUGUUGUUAAUUAAAAACAAGGUUCAUUUUUGAUCAUUUUUAAGAUUCGUAUCAAGCUUUUGUCAAGAUAACAAAUAUAUUUAAGAAACAACUGAUCAUAUUGUUAUCGAAAUGGUUUCAAAGUCAUGGUGGAUAUGCAAACUUCUGUCCAAAAAAAUAUCAUCAAAGUGUCUGACAAGGGUUUGUACUCAUGAUUCUUAAAAAUAUAGAAAACAUUGUGAUCAGCGAUCUCUGAAUACGUAGGAACGAUCAAAUUUUCAGCAACCAAUUAUACAUUUAUUGUUGUUCUUAAGUACAAUCAUUUUGAGCCGGAACUCAAGAGAGUUCCUUAGUUCUGAGAGUUGUACCAACACUAUAAGUUAAAUGUAAGUUCAA
Messenger RNA from Schistosoma spindalis, 4775 nucleotides. The record is from the annotation of a GenBank genome assembly. Lineage: Eukaryota; Metazoa; Platyhelminthes; Trematoda; Strigeidida; Schistosomatidae.